Gadus macrocephalus (Pacific cod) is the source of this 1401-nucleotide messenger RNA. It is a transcript of the gene nmu, whose product is annotated as neuromedin U. The record is from RefSeq and is a predicted model, not a curated record. NCBI's taxonomy places the organism in Eukaryota, Metazoa, Chordata, Actinopteri, Gadiformes, Gadidae. The coding region runs from base 144 to 638 and encodes 164 amino acids. Gene Ontology annotation, biological process: regulation of smooth muscle contraction. Gene Ontology annotation, molecular function: neuromedin U receptor binding. The transcript has 10 exons.
UAACAAGUGGAGGUGACGCAGUCAUAGCAUCGAGGGUGUGACCCAUACCUUCAUAUGGUUCUGAUGGAAGAUAUGAUAGUUUGACAGAACCACUGCGAGCCAAGUUAAGAGUGCAGACGUAGACAGAGCCCGUCCACAGCACGAUGAGGACCUCCCAGUGCCAAACCCACGCUCGUGACAGCGUGACGAGCGGUUCGCCAAGCGUCCACAGUAGAGUGCCGAGUCCACCGAGCACCGCGACUCUGACCCUCGCAGCUCUCCUUAUCUUAGCCAUCACGUCCUGCAAAAGUGCACCACCACAAGUUCAACAAGCAACAAUACACCAGAAUCUGAUUUUCAGCCAGUUAGAUGACGUGUGCUCAUCCUACCUCUUUGCAAACCUGCCGUUACAGGAAACUGAUACCUUAGUGGAACUCUGUGUCAUGAUGCUUGUGCAGAAAUCAAAGGCACUGAAAGGGAGAGAAAAAAAUAAAAGGCCGCAAGUCAGUGGCUUAUCAGAGGGAUUGCUUAUACCUCAAGUCCAUACCAGAAGAGACAGAGGAGUUUCAGUCCAUGAUGAUCUUCAGGGACAUACAGGCAUCCAGAGCCGAGGCUUCUUCCUCUACCGUCCAAGAAAUGGAAGAAGAUCCCAAGAAUAAGAGGAAUGAAAGACCUACUCAUGACGGGAGAGCGCCGUCACUGACUCUGAAACUGAGACCCAAACUGCUGCACAGCCACAAAGAGAGCCAGACUUCUAACAUGCAUUCGUGUGUGUGUGUGUGUGUGUGUGUGUGUGUGUGUGUGUGUGUGUGUGUGUGUGUGUGUGUGUGUGUGUGUGUGUGUGUGUGGGUGUGUGUGUGUGAGACAUCUAAGUGAACCUACACAAAUCAUCAACUGAUUUGUUUGUUGUUCUGACCAAAUUAUUGUGUUACCCAUGUGCAUUUAUUUAAUUAAAAUGCUGCAGGUGAUUUACUGUAUCAACUCUUUCAUCGUAAUGCACAUCAUUGUUUGAAUUCGCUAUUAGAGACUUCUAAAUAUAUGUGCGUUAAUAUAUGAACAUACUGUGCAGUCUACGGUUAUGGUAAAUUAACUCACCAAAAUAUAUAUUUUGCCAAAGCAAACAAUAUGCUAACAAAUUAUUUCAUAUGAAUGGGAUCAGUUUACUAUUACAUAAGCAUAAGAAAAUCGGACUUGUUCCUUAGAAGUUGAUAAUAAAAAAGGUUUUCAUUUCUGUAUCCAACCAUGUUAUUUUCAAAUUCUGAGCUGGAGGCACAAACCACACACAUUUGUCAAAAACGGACUUGUGCUAAUGUGUUCAUGUUUUAUGUUCAUGUGUUUCAAGAUUUGUUGCAAACAACCCUUGUUUAUGAAUUUGCUAAUCUCUAUAUUCAAUCUGAAGAAAAAAUAAAUAAAUAAAACAAC